AUGGGGCAAGCAGGCUCUGUGCAGCAGAAGUGCGCACUUCGCGACGUGCUGGUGCUUUGUCGACCUAAUGUGAGUAACACCGAGCUUGAAGAAGUGUUGCGUACCUUUUGCGCUUUAUUUCCGCUUGAGCUUCAAGUGCCCGUCAACGCGGACUCCAAUUCAAUCACUAAUAUAUUAGACAUCGACAUUAAGGAACGUCGCCUAUUUGACGUCAUUUACAGCCUAUUACAAGACCAGGCGGAGCACCCUCGUGGGCGCAACAUGAUGGAGCUUACUCUCACGACUUUUCAGCGCAUUAUUCACUGGCGAGAGCUCUAUAAAUUGUGCGCAAAAUGCUCCUUGAAGCCUUUCUUUUUUUGUCUUCUUCAGCCUCCAGCUUCGCUCACUUUGGCAGUAUUGGAGACGCUGCAAAUCAUGUUGUCACCAUGUCCAGGCUUUGAAACUGGCGACAAAGCUGCAAAUCGAAGCGAAACAGCUAAUAGGAAACACUUCGGUGAUUCAGGAGGAUUUGACAUUUUGCGCUCACUCUUGGUGCAUCAUGGAGCUGCUAUAGUGAAGGACAAGCAGGAGGAGUACAGACUACAGGUGCUUGCAGGAGUGUUGAGCCUUUUUUACUUGACGCUUGUAGAAAGACGGCAUGUUACUGAUGGAGGGACGAGUAUGCAAGCUGUAGAUGCUUUGAUGAACGCUCAAGUGUCGCUUUUAGACUUGUGUCACUGUAGAGGGGGCGAGAUCAAAGUCAUGUGUCUGGCAAUUGCGUUAGUAAAGGAACUCUUCUUUCGUUUGGACCCCGACAAAGUACAUGAAUUGCAAGACUCAGCGAGAAAACAUGGCGCGCUGUUAUAUGCCCUCGACCACGCUGUGCAAGAGGAUUCAAAACAGAUCGAAGACAUGCGUGACUUGACUGCAGAUCUGGUCGAGGCCUUUUGCAUCGGCAACGUGCUUUCUCAUAUGACCAUGUACCGCAUUUUUCCGGUUGAAAUGUUCAUCAAUCGACAAAAAGCAUUAAAUCGCGAAAAAAAAUAUGGGAAAGCAUUGCACACGUCUACGGGACAUACGCCAGCUGCAGGUUCUGGCUCACUAAACUUGCAGCCCUCGUCUUAUAACGUCGAGCGACGUCGACAUUCAUCGAUCGCGACAUCAACCGUGUCCGUGAGCUAUGAAAAUGCCGAGCAUAAACGAAACUACGCGGUAUUAUUGGCUGACACAGCUGCGAAUUCAAAUGCUGACAUGGUAACAGAGGCUCAUGGCGAUGCACGUGUACAAUGGCGAGACAUUAUCUUAGCUCUUCGAGAUACCCAUGAAGGUCCAGAGCUUGUUUGGCGUGCUUCUAUGCGUGCAGAACUUUGUUACGGUUUGCAAGCGGAAAUUAACACACUCGAAGGUCAACGAAAGAAAUUGGCAGACGAAGAUUAUGGAGCGCAUGAGGUUAAAAUACCGUGUUGGAAUUACGAAGUGUUCCAUUUGGAGUAUGCUUCGAUGCUCGACGAGCUAGUUGUAAAUGGUUAUUUCGUCAAAUAUCUCAUUCCUGAAUUAGCCGAUUCAUCAGCAGCAUAUGAGAUUGUAAAACCCGAUGUUUUCGCUUGGCAUCUCGUGGAUCAGCUAGCAGUUCAAAAAAAUAAACAGUGGCUUUGCCUGUGUAUUCGGUGUCUUCGACUUGUCAUAAAGCGCUAUGUCCCACUAUUUCAUGGUCAUAUACCGACACAAUACGUGCAAUUAUUGCUCAAAGAUCACAUACAUCAUUCGCCUACUUUUGUGCGCGAGUGUUUUCUUUACUUGUAUACUGUUAUCACCACGGCACAAGAUGCACCAUCAAAAUCAUUUUACGAACUGUGUACGAAUGUGACACGAUCAAUCUUGAGUGUUCUUGGGGACCCUGCUUUAGUUGCAAGAUUUGGAGAAAUUCUUGAGAUAAAGAAUGAAGCUGACCGCGAUAACUCCGUGUAUCGUGAGGAAUUGGAGGAUAAAGCCGUCUUUGUUGUAAACGAGCGCGAUGCACUAAUACGGGCUGGUGUUUCAUUAUUACUUGCUAUUGCUCGCCGUGGAAAGUUUGUCUUACGUCUAGUUAUACCCAAACGCAUGUUUUUGUGUCGACUAUUUGCAGUGGAGACACUGGAUCAUGUGACGAUAACCCGGCUUCUAUGUUUGCUCGAGCAGUUGGCUUUUUUGGAUGGCAAUAGUGCUUGUAGCUGCUUACUGAAACCUCGUGAAAUGCCAAGUCGUCUAUCAUUCGCUUCGUUACCGACACAAUCGAGUUUAAAUAGUAAUUGGAGAUCACUUUCUUCAGUCUUUCUGCUACUGGCUAGCUGUGAUCCGAAGGGUAUGGGAAUGUGUGUAGCUGCCGCUGAAUUUCUUCAAAAAUGUUGCGCCAUCUACUCAAGUUCAAGUGGCGGUAGCGAUACGAAUAAAUCUCUCCAGGCUUUAUAUUUGAACGACUUGCUGAAUGAAGCAAAUGGAUGUGGUGGUUGUGGCAUUGAAAGACUCUUGAUUUCUACUAGUGCUGAAGCGUUUGCAGAUAUAUUCAAUGCCCAUGAAACACGAGCAGCAGACGUGAAGUGGGGACAAAAACAGCGUAUGCGCUUGCAUCGAUUCUUGAAACUCAAUUACCUGGAGUUAAGCGAAGUGUCCGAGGCAAACGUGUCAAGUUGUAACGUAGCUGACGAAAUAGUUCACCAAAAAUAUGAAGAUAACGACCCGUUGGUCAAACACAUCUUUUUACGCUCUUACAUUGAAGGCGGUGGGAAAUUUUUGAGUAAAUGGACACCGGAAAUGUACAAUGAAUCAAUUUCUGCGCUUCUAGAAGAAUUGAUUCAGCUGGGGCGUAUAAAUUCUGCUUACACUACUGAAGUUGGUAGUACAGGUCUGAGCGCAUUGCCGAUACAGCAGCAAUCGCUGACUUUUUCGUUACAGAACGGCAAUUUAGCUGCUGCGGAAUCGUGGGAAAUACAAGUCCUGAUUUUAAAAGCCUUAGUGCGACUAGUUCCGUCGCAUGGUGCCGAUGUCAAAAUAUCGACCGAGGUUUAUGAGUCUUUAUUGGCUCCUUUACGCCGCUCAAUGUUAAGCGAUUUGGAUCAAACGCGUGGAAUCUGGUCCUUGGAACUGCUCAUGGCUAUCCUCUCCAUGUCCGAAACGCGCAGUGUAAACACAGCUGCGUGUCGAAGAUUUUUGGAGAAAAAAGGCUUGAUGGUGUUAGCUGGUGCGCUAAAACGUAUGCGCACUCCUGCUUUUCAGCACAUGCUACAGAAUGAUAAGGCAAACAGACCGCGACAGGAGAAUAAUCCGAGCCAGACAAAUAUGGCGCGCGUACUAUUGUAUCGCGCUACAGAUGUGCUGUCGAUCCUGGCAAGUAAAAAAGCUGCAGGGAUACAUGCGAUUGUGAAGAAUCCAGACGUAGUUAUCGCUUUAAUCGAGCUUACAUCACGUCAGUGUAUCAUGCAAGACGUGGACGUCGAUGCUGCGAGUGUUUGCUUGAGCUGUGUUUGUAAACUUUGCCACUACGAUGAGCUUCGUACAGUUGUGUUAAAUGCUGGCGGCCUAUUGUCGCUGGUAGACACGGUUGCAUUUUGUCCGGCCGAUGAGCAUUAUGAUGCUGCGACUGCAGAAUCCCGAAACUUGGACGAAAGCAGUGAAGCAGACUCAUCAGACAAUAUUGAUGGUCGUCAAGUGAGUGCAAAUAAUAAGAUGACAACAGAGAGUAACAUUGACAACUUCGAAUGGGCACCCGAUAAGAUAGUACGUAGAAGUGUCGAGUAUCAACGGAUUCCGUCACGAUUCUUUAGUACAAUACGAUGUGCUGCACUAGUUUUGCGUGCGUUUCUGGAACCAGCGAAUACACCAACGUCAUCACUUUCGUGUCAAGUGCUGAAUCAGCUGCUGACUCCGAGCUUCGUUCGGGUGCUGCGGAUAUCCCCUGAUGAGUUCGUCCUUAAACUGCAGACUACAAAGGAUAUUAGCACUGCCACACUUAUUUGGACAGUCAGUAUGAGGCAGCGACUCUAUCAGUGUAUUGCGACUGAGCUUGCAAAAGUGAAAGCGGCAGCAAUUGCAAAUAUUUGGCCCCGCUGGGAUCCCCAGCAUUUUGUAGCCGCUGAUUCUUUUCGAUAUCAGUAUCCGGAGCUAACUGAUGUGCUUGUCGUGCACGACGUCUAUCUUGCAAACUUUGUAGCUUUGAAUGCUGAAGAAUUAGAGCUGAGCGAUAUCGAUAUGGCCGCUUUUUCACAGGCGUUGCUCAUUUCGAUUCAAAGUCAUGAAAACGUGCUUCAAAUUUUAAAUAAGCGAGGUUCGAGCGAUCCCACCAAAAAUGCAGCUGUCCGAUUAAUGCGCCAGGCACUAGACAAGCUCGUGCAGAAACAUCCACAGCAUAAUCUUGAAGUUAAAUCUAGUCGUGACGUUCUGCUUGCAGAUGGCACACGAGCCAUAUCUCCCGUAUACUCUUCUCCAAAUGCACUGGCAGCGACAGGAUACUACUCCUCGCCGACAGAUGACCGCGAUUGGAAUAUCACGCAAAUUCAGCGCUGCAGCUCGUCAGGAAUUGAAGAUCUGACCGUUUAA
Molecule: messenger RNA, 4551 nt
Organism: Plasmopara halstedii
Lineage: Eukaryota; Oomycota; Peronosporomycetes; Peronosporales; Peronosporaceae
Product: Armadillo-type fold
Exons: 3
Coding region: 1-4551 (1516 amino acids)
Biological process (GO): receptor-mediated endocytosis; endosome organization; regulation of early endosome to late endosome transport
Cellular component (GO): endosome membrane
Source: RefSeq, a predicted model, not a curated record